ACACCUUUAUUCUCCUUCUCCUUCUACUUGUUUAUCAAUCUUCAAGUUUUUCCCCCUUUUCUUUUUUGUUUGUUUGUUGGUUGUAUGCCAAGUUUAGGAACAUGGAUAUUUUGGCACUUGAUGAUAUAAUCAAUCGGUUGCUUGAAGUACGUGGUAGACCUGGUAAACAAGUUCAACUUUCCGAGGCUGAAAUCAGACAGCUCUGUCUCAAGUCUAAAGAGAUUUUCUUGCAGCAGCCUAAUCUUCUUGAGCUCGACGCACCCAUCAAGAUCUGUGGUGAUAUCCAUGGUCAGUAUUCAGAUCUACUGAGGCUGUUUGAAUAUGGUGGAUUACCUCCAAAAUCCAAUUACCUAUUCUUGGGUGAUUAUGUUGAUAGGGGUAAGCAAAGUUUGGAAACAAUAUGCCUUCUUCUUGCAUAUAAAAUAAAGUAUCCUGAGAACUUUUUCCUUUUGAGGGGAAACCAUGAAUGUGCUUCUGUGAAUCGUAUAUAUGGAUUCUAUGAUGAGUGCAAAAGAAGGUUCAAUGUUCGACUGUGGAAAGUAUUCACAGAUUCUUUUAACUGCCUCCCCGUGGCAGCGCUGAUUGAUGAAAAGAUAUUGUGCAUGCACGGUGGACUCUCUCCUGAUCUUCAACAUUUGGAUCAGAUAAGGAACCUGCAACGACCAACUGAUGUUCCGGAAAGUGGGUUGCUCUGUGAUCUUCUCUGGUCAGAUCCUAGUAAAGAUGUUAAAGGGUGGGGAAUGAAUGACCGAGGAGUUUCGUACACCUUUGGCCCUGAUAAGGUCACAGAGUUUCUUCAGAAACAAGAUCUUGAUCUUAUUUGUCGUGCCCAUCAGGUCGUGGAAGAUGGAUAUGAAUUUUUUGCUGAUAGACAACUUGUGACAAUCUUUUCGGCCCCUAAUUACUGUGGAGAGUUUGACAAUGCUGGUGCUAUGAUGAGUGUGGAUGAGACUCUUAUGUGUUCUUUUCAGAUAUUAAAGCCUGCAGAGAAGAAGCCAAAGUUUGGAUUUGGGAGUACUACUACGGCUAAAACUGCGACUCCAGCAAAACCGAAGUCAUUUCUUGGUAAAAUUGGAUGAGAUGAACCAACCCAGUAUCGAUAUCAACUACCUCCCUUACCCUCAAGUAUAUGCAGACGGAGGCUCGGGUUUGGGAGCACUCCAGAAGAGAAGAAGAUACCUUCCUGAGAUUCGAAUCAGGAAAUCUCUAAUAAUUUUGAUUUGUCAUGUAUAAUAUAAAACCCAUCCAGUGAUGCAAAGCUCUACGAUUCACCUGCAAAUAGAUUUUCCAACUCUUUUGGUCUUUUAUUCACAACUUUUUUGGUGUAGUCAGAUACAGGGGACAAAUGUUGCCCUUUUGUGUUAAAAAGUCCUGAAUAUCUGUUUUCCUUUGCUGCUGAUGUGUCUCUUUUAGUUGUUCAA
Messenger RNA from Capsicum annuum, 1421 nucleotides. RefSeq names its product serine/threonine-protein phosphatase PP1 isozyme 2. NCBI's taxonomy places the organism in Eukaryota, Viridiplantae, Streptophyta, Magnoliopsida, Solanales, Solanaceae. Gene Ontology annotation, molecular function: protein serine/threonine phosphatase activity. Gene Ontology annotation, cellular component: cytoplasm; nucleus. The record is from RefSeq and is a predicted model, not a curated record.